CCUAAUCAACAAAAAUAGCGGCGGGCACACCGACGCAUAUAUCUUUUUGUUUUCUUUUUGUAUUAAAUAAUUUAAUAAUAAUGUCAUAGAUGCAUUGAUGCCGUGCGAGGAUCAGCAGCAGGAUGGCAUACAUCAACAUCGCCGAGUGGACGCCCGACCAGGUGACGGACUGGAUAAGGGGUCUGGAUGAGUCCAUGAAGGGGUAUUUGUACGAGUUCGCUAAGCAGGAGAUCGGCGGACGGGCGCUGCUCAACAUACGGCCAUACGAGCUGGAGAAUCUGGGAAUGCUGCGUAUCGGGCACCAGGAAAUCGUGCUGGAGGCGGUAGAGAAUUUGCGGAAUUUUCACUAUCACCUGAAGAACGACAAUCUGCAGUUCAUGGCGUUGCAUGUGGCGACGGCCGCACGGAAUUUGCACCGCGAGCUGGCCAAAAACCAUGCGGCUAGCACCAAGAUCGAUACCCGGAUACUGCACGACAUUACGCGGACGAUAGCCACGCUGAAGCCGCUGGUGGGCAGUUUGGAACGGACGCCCUUCCGCAAGCAGGAGAUGUACCGCGAGUAUUGUGGAAACGUGCUGAAGAGCGGCUUAGAGCUCGCAACCAUAGCACACCGCGAUCGGUUCGCAGUACAGCCGGUGCACGACAUCCGGCACUUAGCAGAGAAACUAGAGAAACUAGCGAAUUUCAUCAUUCAGGACAUAUCCGAUCCGAUGGUGCUGCAGCCUGCCUCUCUUAACCUCGUAACGCUGAAGAAGCGUGAAUCUGAGUUAGGCUUUAACAUAGAGUCCAGUUACAAUGGCAUCCAUCGCGUCACCGACAUCAAAAGCAACUCCCCGGCCCACAACUCGGGGAAGAUCGAGGAUGGCGAUGAGAUCGUUCAGAUCAACUACCAGACUGUAGUCGGAUGGCAGCAUCGCACCGUGCUGGAGCACCUGCGCGAGGCUCUGCCCGAUGUGGUGCUUACGGUAAAGAAACGCCCCAAGCACACCAAAAUGUUUGGCCAGAUCUAUAUGCAACCGUACCGGCUGCCCAGCAAGAAGCGCAACAUGGCAAGUCGCUGGGCGGAGCAGAUGCCGAGCCCCAGGGCCGCAUUCCUCACCCUGGACACGGAUCGAGCGUCAACAGGAGUUGGAGUUGGAAUCGUAAACUCAGUGCCAGACUCAGGACUUGGAAAGUCGCUGAGCAGUGAGAAGAGCGGGGAGGAUCUGGUUAAGGUCAACCCGACGGCUGUUUCCUCCGCCUCCGAUUCGGACUCCAGCUGCAGUGACAUUCCCACGCCCACGGAUCUCAAGUCCGCGGCGCGGGAGAUUCGAUUGUAUUAUCCCAAGCCCAGAGCCCUGCUACAGCGGCGCAACACCAUCUGCGGGUAUGAAUUUCUCAGCCUGAAGCACUCGGAUUUGGUCGUGCCGUCGUGGCACGAACGAAAGCCAGGCGUUGGCUCCUCGGCGGCCUGUGAUCGUUCACCGAGCAUCAGGGACAAAUCGAUAUCAUUCGGAUAUGGCCUGGAUAUAGCGCCGAGGCCCACAACAUGCAUUGGGAUCGCGGGCGACAAACGAAUGUUUCACGAGGUGAGGAAGCUGAAGCAGCUGACGGAGGAGUCGCAGCGCGAGUUCCUCGAGGAGCGUUACAAGCCGGGCGUUAGCAAGGUAGUACGCUUCGAUGCCAACAUGAAGGUAGAGGAUUAUGUCGUGAAGAACGAGAUGUUUACAUGCAAUGUCGAGAACACCAUAUUGGAGACCUUUGAGCCGAUACCAUUUGCGGAUGAGGGCGACGAGGACGCAUUGGAGACGCUGCGCAACUGCAAGACGGAGAAUGCCGAGGACCUACUGGACGCAAUCAAUCAGGCAACAAGGGGUCAGGAGCUGCCCCUAGCAGAGGCCAUUAACACGCCCCUCCUGCUACAGCAGCAGAGAUGCCGAGGGCGUUUGGACAAGAGCCAUAGUACUCCUGCUUACGAUAAUUCGGGUGAGGAAUCGGACACACCGCCAGCUAUUGAGCCGCGCAAAGAGUUUCUGCUCGUCACGCCGCCUGCACCGCCUCCGCGACCGCGCAAGCAGCGAGAGAUGACGCCGCCAGUAGUGCCGCCUCCGCCGCCAAAGCCUGCCAGCAUGCAGCCAGCUAGCAGUGUCACCAGCAUCUCCAUUCCAGUGCCAUUGCAUGUGCCAGUAGCGACAACACCCGUAGAAUCUCCCUCAGAGAUCAGCGAGCUACAUACACCAAGCAAGUCUCGAACCUUGACCCUCAAGAAGAAGCACAGUCUGAUGGCCAAGCGGCGGAACACGAACCUGAAGCUUCUCGGCACCGGCGACAUACAGGGACACCUAUACAGGCGCAAGAAGAACCAUCGCGGCGUCACCUACUGGGCGAGGAUUUAUUUUGUAAUGCUGGACACGAUCUUGUACGGAUUCCGCAGCAAGGAGAGCACUAGCGCGAGUCUUGUGAUCUUUUUGCCCGGCUUCACGGUUUCUCUGGCCAAGGAGGUGCAUUCGAAGCCACAUGCCUUCAAGGUAUACCACACGGCCAAAAUGUUUUACUUUGCGGCAGAGUCCCUGAACGCCCUCAAUCAAUGGGUGGACUUUCUACGCCAGGCCUCGCUCAAGGUGCCGCAAGGAUCGGCGUCGCGCGAAGCGGGAGAUGCCAAGGACCUGUAUUCGGAGAACGACAGCUCGGGUGAGGAGUGUGACGCCCUGGUGGCAAAUAACCUGAGCACACCUUCGCCGCAGGGCAAUAAGGAAGCGAUGUCUGUCACAUCCCUGGUGCUACCCGGAGGAACACCGCCGUCGGCCGGACCCACAAAGCAUGAACGUGGAUAUCUGGACUCGUUUCGGAAGUUCACCAUGGGCAAGAUGGGCAAGACCAGUGCGGCAAAGCCAUCGAGCGAUAUCCCAGUGCCAACGGAGCAGUAUCGCAGCUACAGGAAGGUACCUGGCGGCAGUUUUGGCAUUCAGAUAGGGGCCAAUACACCGGGCUACCAUGACCCGGCCAUGCCGCCCACCAGAGCACCCAUGGUGACUGCACCCAAGCUGUCGCGCAGCUCCAGCCGAAGCUCGGUGGUCAGCGGCACAGAAUCGGCCAUUUCGGUAUCAGCCUCGAUUCUGGGACCGCCUAUAUCGCCAGCGCCGACUCCAACCGCAGCCACGCCCACUUCGCUGCAACACCAGAGCUCCGAGGAAAGCCCGAGUCAGAGCCAGAGUCAAAGUCCCAGCAAAUCGAGUUUGAAGAAGGUUCCAUACAACUUCCUGCACGCCUCGAAUCCGAAUUUGGUAGAGUUCGACUUUAACACUUCAAAAACCCUGCUGCCGAAGAUGAGCGUGGGUACUACGUUGGACCAUGGCCACAAUAUUCAGGGAUUUGUGACCCUCAAGGCCCUGAUGCUGCGAAAGCAGGAGGAGGAGGCCCAGGAGAUGUACAAUAACCGCGUUCAUCUCGGCGUCGAAAAGCACAAACAUGCGCGCACAGAGUCGACGGCGAGUCAGCAAAGUGCCAUGAGCAGCAGCAGUGUGGCGAAGCCCUUGGAGAAGUUGCCCAAAAUCCAGAGCGUAAGCUUGCCCAAAACGCCGGACUACGAGAUUAGCUUCAAGCCAGAUGACGAGAGUAUUAAGCGAACUAGAGGAAGGGAGGGCCAGAAGCUGCGAGACUUUGGUUACGAGCUAAUAUGCGGCGAUGAGCCGAGUUCCAGUUCAAGCACCAGACAGGAGCACCAUCAUCACCACCAGCAUCAUCAUCAGCAACAGCAACAGCCGCUCCAACCGCAGCCGCAGCAGCAGAGUAGCAAGACCAAGCACUUCCUGCGUUCCCAGCAGCUACUUUCCAGCUUUCUGCUCAAAACCAGCAGCAGCGGCAGCUCCGGAUCCACCUCAGAGUCGAAGAAAAGCAAGAGUAAGUCGAGCAGCGAUCGGCGCUUUCCGUUCUCCAAGCAUUCGACCGGAUCUACAGGCAGUUCAUCGGGUCAUGCGAUGACCAUGACGCUGCCAUUGAACAAGAAGUCAAAAUCGAACCAUGCCCUGGAUGGAGCAGGCGGCAAUGGAUUGCCAUUGAGUGGCGGUGUCGGCGGAAGCAGUAUCAAGAAGAGCCAGACGUACAAUCAGGACUUGCGCGUGGGCACCAAGUACGAUGCACAUCGAAAGAAUUCGGCCCCGAUACCCAUCUUCUCAAAGCUCUCCAUUUCGGGCGGCACGCCGGCCAAGCCUUCGAAAGAGAAUCGCUUAUUCGGCUCACCGCUGCUGCAUCGCACCCUCUUUGGCCACCACCAUCAUCAACAGCAGCAGCAGUUGCCGCCAAUGACUCCGCGCAGUGCGGAUCCCGAUUGUGAUCAGGAGAUAUUCUCGCAGAUUACCUUGCCCACGCACAAUCAGGCGGGCUAUCGGAGCUACAGGGGACCUGGCAUUAUGACCACGUCCACAACCAAUUUGUGCUCUUCAGAGGCGCUGCAGCCACCGUUGCCGCCAGCACCGCCGCCACCGAUACAGGCCAACAGGCAACGGGGCGAAGAGGAGCAGCAGUUGCAGCCAGAUCCUGAAGCUGUUACGGCAUCAGAGGGUGCAGCCACACCGAAGGUCUCGAACUCAGGUUCUGUGGACUCAAAAGCGGCCACACCAGAUUAUCCGAACAUGGAGUGUCCGCCAGUGUUUGAGCCGGAAAUUUACUCGUUAACGGAUACCAGCUUAUCCCGGUUGAUGAUGCGGACGGCCAGUAACAGUGGUGGUUCUGGCUCCACCAGCGCCCACAACGCCAAUAAUAACAGCAGCAGCAACACCAAUAACAACACCAACAGCAGUCCCAGUGGCAGCGAACAACCACAACAACACCAACACCAUCAGACGUCGUAGGACUAGGAGUGUGAUGGCAAAACCAAUUGUGAAUGCUCGGGGUAUUAGGCCCCCGCUUACUUAUGUAUUUAUAUACACGCAUAUAUAGAGAGAGAUAUAUAUACUCGUACGAUAUAGGUAUACACGCAACCUGUUCAUUUCUUCGUCUUCCCUGUGUCCACCAGCCAGUACCUACUACCUAUACCUGCGAUCAUCCUGUCGAGUCCCUCUCACAUACAAUUUAGAUGUAAAUGUUUUUAAUCUGCCUUAUUUGCAUUGCUUCGGUUCUAGGUACAAACACACAAACACAAUAAGUGUAGCAAAGAGAUAUAUAUUAACUUUAGGAGAAGUCUGUGCAUCGAAGAAGAAAAGCGUAGUUCUUUAUAAUUUGCCUUUGUACGGGGAUUAACCAAGUUAAUCCGAGCUGUUUGAUUUGCUCAACAGUUUGUGUCUAAAUUACAUGUAUUAUAUUAUACGAUUAUGCGAAACGGGAUAUUAUUGUAGAGCGGUUUCCAGCGACGCCAAGGGGAUCCACAAAAUGUUGUAGCAAAUAAACGAAAUAAAUCUUAAAUAUACACAUACACGAAUUAUACAUGCAUACGAAUAAAGUCAACUGUAUAUAAUAAC
Molecule: messenger RNA, 5435 nt
Organism: Drosophila serrata
Lineage: Eukaryota; Metazoa; Arthropoda; Insecta; Diptera; Drosophilidae
Gene: cnk
Product: connector enhancer of ksr
Molecular function (GO): protein binding
Source: RefSeq, a predicted model, not a curated record